CAGUUGGACUGAAGGGAAGUCUAGAGACAUACAGCGAGUGUUGCCCUCUCUCCUCCACUGAUCAUUUUUACAGAUUGAUCUUGUUUCUGCACACACACACACACACACACACACACACACACACACACACACACACACACACACAUACACAUACACAUACACACAUACACACACACACACACACACACACACGUACACAACUGAUGCUUUAAUGAUCACGCGACUUAAUUACCUGCCUUUGGAUGAAGUUGGAGUUUUCUUCUUGCAGAACAAACACAAUGUGACCAUGUUUAAGCAGACAUCGGAGUACCUUUAUUGAUCCAGGGAAGAGUGACUUAAGAAUGGGGAAACUUCAGUCAAAACAUGCGUGUAAGCGCAGAGAAAACCCUGAAGGAGACAGUUUUGUUGUGAACGCCUUCCUCCGGAGAGGGAUGGAGGAAUGUGAAAGGUACAACGCGACGGAUCACAAGCUGAAGAACAUGCAGGGGUUUCCAAAUGGUGAGCUGAAGGAAGGACAAUUCACAGAUCAACACUGUCCCCUAGAGGUGGUUCUUCCUCCAGAGAAGGCUGAGGGCUGUGAAAGCUACCUGCAGUACCUGCACUCAGAGGACGGAGUGCGGGAGAUACUUAGAGAUUCGACCAAAGCUCCCGGGAAGAAACGCAUCAGUCUGGAUGACCUGGAGUGUGAUGUUUCUGUGGAGGAUGACAACCGUCAGGAGUGGAUCUUUACGCUUUACGACUUUGACAACAGUGGGAAAGUUACAAAAGAUGACAUGUCCAGCCUGAUGCACACUAUCUAUGAUGUGGUGGAUGCCUCUGUGAAUCACUCCUGCCAUAAUAAGAGCAAGACUCUGCGUGUCAAACUGACCGUCACUCCAGAGCCCAGGUGCCACAGAAGAGAAACAGGAACAGAUCGCUGUCACCAAGAGGAGGGGCGUUCGGCUGACAAGCGGCUGUCCUCCUACAUCAGCAAAGGGCAGAGCAAUGAAGCGCAGGCCACCGAGGGUCAGCAUUACUGUGUGGAUGAGAACACAGAGAGGAGGAAUCACUACUUGGACCUGGCUGGUAUAGAGAACUACACCUCCAGAUUUGAAGGAACCACCCCUCCACAGGAGGCUCAUGUUCGGAGCUCCCAGAGCCAGAGCCGCUCACGCUCCCAGGAACCAGAAACCCAAGUUCUUCACCAGCGCCGCUCACAGGUCAUCAGCGAUAGCUACAACCCUAUGGAGUCUCGAAGCAAGGGUACACAUUUUGUCAAAUCUCCCAAAGGAACCUACAAGGGAGGCGGAGGGAAUAACGGGGGCAGCGGAGGUGGCAAAUCCACUAAAUGUCACGGCUACCACCCGCCUCUGCAAAGCAUGCUGCACAGUGGUAGCACAGCAGGACAUGGGGGUCAGGAUGUGUACCACUUGCCACACCAAGUACAAUCCUCUGGCCACCACCAGCACCCGUUGCAAUACAGUCACAGCAAACGCCUUAGGGCAAAAGCCCGGGAGGCCAUGUCCCCAUCCAAAACCCCGCUGUCCCCUCAGUCCUACCCCCAGCAGCAACCCCCUGUACUACCAAGCCUGGAGAGAGAGCAAGCGUCCAGUCCACCUGGGAGCCCAGGGUUUGUGGUCCCUGUGGUCCAGCGUCACGAGCACCACCAUCACCAUGAACACCACCACCACCACCACUACCACCAUUACCAUCAGACAUGACCGCGUUCAGUGUGCAGUGACUGAAACUGUACAGGACCAACCACAACCAACCACACCAGUCUGAAGGACUUAACGUCAUCCCACGGGAGUGUUUCACACUCUGUCCAGGAUCUUUUUACUCAACUCUUGCAAGCUAUAUACAGAUAUAUCCUGAGAUCAGAUGUACUGGGGAAUCGUGUAGUGCGAUGGCUGAUGGCCGAAAGGAUGUUUUUCGGAGUUAUUGUUUAAUAACAAAAGAUGUGUGGCACGGUUUUGAAGUUUUUGUAGAUUUUCUGCUGGGACUGCUGCGAUCGUUACCCAUGUUCAGUAAGGGUACAAGGAACAGAUCAGAGGACUUUUGACGAGACAUCCUUUCCCUCCUGGUGCUGUGGGUUAAAGUCCAUGGAAGCUAUUUGUGUCAGAGUAGGUGUGUUAUUCUGUGUGAGACCUUUCCAAAACAUGGAUCUCAGGUGUAAAGGUGCUGCUGCUCUUGAGCGUUUUACAGAGGCUUCUUCCUCUGGGAAGCCUUAUGUGGACUGAGGGGCUUCCUGUUUGGGAUGGGGGGAUGGGGGGGGGGUUGGAGUAUGAAAUCACCACUGCCAGUUUUAAUGCAAAAAUAUCUUGCUAUAUGUAUAAAAAAAUCUAUAUAUGUAAACACAUUUUACUGUAUAAUUAUUAUACUGUAUAUGCAUAUUUCAUCAUGGACAUAAUUAUGCAUAUAUGUAUUUUGUCUUUUAUAUAUUUUAAUAAACAUUAUAUAGUUCAUUUA
Sander lucioperca (pikeperch) is the source of this 2448-nucleotide messenger RNA. RefSeq names its product NKD inhibitor of WNT signaling pathway 2b (gene nkd2b). Lineage: Eukaryota; Metazoa; Chordata; Actinopteri; Perciformes; Percidae. Gene Ontology annotation, biological process: negative regulation of Wnt signaling pathway. Bases 342 to 1700 code for a protein of 452 amino acids. Gene Ontology annotation, cellular component: cytoplasm. The transcript has 10 exons. Gene Ontology annotation, molecular function: calcium ion binding. The record is from RefSeq and is a predicted model, not a curated record.